Molecule: messenger RNA, 2365 nt
Organism: Betta splendens (Siamese fighting fish)
Lineage: Eukaryota; Metazoa; Chordata; Actinopteri; Anabantiformes; Osphronemidae
Gene: txlnba
Product: taxilin beta a
Exons: 11
Coding region: 271-2118 (615 amino acids)
Molecular function (GO): syntaxin binding
Source: RefSeq, a predicted model, not a curated record
CCCAAGAGCUCACAGACGCUCGUCAGGUGGCUCAGGCCUCAGUGUGGUUCCCCCGCCGGGCUCUGGGAGGUUCUGGGGGUCGGGACCAGCCUCAGGCUCCGGUCCAGAGCGGGGGUGCAGCGACACGUGUGGGCCGAGCGUGAUCCGAGCCGCUGGGUUAUUUUGGGGGUCAGCUGUUGUGGGUGUCAGACGGAGCUCCUCCUCCUCGUCUUCACUCCGACGCUGCCUCUCUGCUGGUGCUGGUGCUGGUUCUGGUGCUGCACACUGAGGAUGGAGAUGUCUGUGAAAGCCGCCAGCGUUGCGCCGCCUCCUCAGCCCGACGUGACCUCGUCCCCGUCGGACGCCGCAGGAGCCGCCGGCGCUCGGCGCCGCUCCUCCGACGCCAUCGACCCCAUGGAGGAGUUCAGCCGGCGACUGGAGGAGAUCGUCAGGACUUACGGCUCUGCCGCAACGCUCCUGGACAAACAGGCUGAGGAGCCAGAUGUGGACAAGAUGAAGGAGGAGGCGAAGGAGGGGAGCACGGUUACCAUGGAGACCGAGGUUUCUCUCAUCAUGCAGAGCCUGAAUGUCAGCUCCUCCCCAGAGGAGAAACUGGGAGAACUGGUCCGAAAACAUGCUGAACUGGCAGCUCUGCGGCGCCGCCAUGAGGCCCAGCUCAGUGCGGUGCAUCAGGAGCGGCAGCAGCUCCGGGCCGAGCGCAGCAGCAGCGUUGCGGCCCGCGGCCAGCUGGAGGCGCUGUGCAGGGAGCUGCAGGGACACUACCGCACGCUGAGGGAGGAGGCUCUGCAGCGCUGCAGGGAGGAUGAGGAGAAGCGCAGCGAGAUGACCGACCACUUCCAGACGGUGCUGACCGAGAUCCAGGCUCAGAUCGAGCUGCACAGCGCCCGCAACGACAAGCUGUGCCGCGAAAACGCCAACCUGACCGACAAGCUGGAGAGCCUGAUGAGCCAGUGCGAGCAGAGGGAGGCGAGUCUGGACAAGAUCGACCAGCACCGCGAGCUGCAGAGCAAGCUGAGCGAGGCCCGGCUGCAGCAGGCCAACGCUCUGCUGGCCGAGGCCGAGGAGAAGCACCGCAGGGAGAAGGAAUACUUACUGGUUCAGGCCGCUGAGUGGAAGCUGCAGGCUCAGACACUCAGAGAGCAGGGGACUGUGAUGCAGGCUCAGCUCACCCUCUACGCACAGAAGUUUGACGAGUUUCAGGGAACGUUGGCCAAGAGCAACGAAAUCUACGUGCGCUUCAAGAACGAGAUGGAGAAGAUGUCAGAGAAGAUGAAGAAAAUGGAGAAAGAGUCGAAUCUGUGGAAGACGAGGUUCGAGAACUGCAACAAGGCUCUGACCGACAUGAUCGAAGAGAGAACGGAGAAGAGCAAAGAGUACGACUUGUUCGUGCUGAAGAUCCAGAAGCUGGAGCGUCUUUGUCGGGCUUUACAGGACGAGAGGAAGGUUCUCUACGAUAAGAUCAGAGACGUCCGUCAGGCCAACGCCAGCCUGCCCUCCAAGGUGUCCAGCUCCGAGCCGCUGACUCCACUGGAGAUCCAGGAGAUCCAGGACGAGGACCCGGUUCUGACCGAGGACAUGGCUCGUCUGAAGGAGGAGCAGGCCAAGCUGCAGCAGUUUGCAGAUUCCUUGUUGGCUCCGGCUGCUGAGGACAAAGAAGACGAGGACAGUAAAGACGCCGACCUCGAAGAUUUAGUAGCUUCUGCUUUUGUUCAGUUCAAAACCAAACCUCAAACCAAAGAGCAGGUUGAAGCAGAAACUGGUCCACGGCCAGAUGAAGCUCAGGAGACGUCGGGUUCUGAAGCACCACCAACCGGGCCGAACCCAGAAGGAUCUCGACCAGCUGAGAUCCAGGAGGAACAAGUCAAACCUGGAGAUGAGAUCCAGCAGCCAGAACCGGCACCAGAGAGUGACAGCGUGGGCUCAGAUACACAGUCACAGCUGGAAGCCGCGGAGCCGAAGGUUCUGGAGGACAGUGAGGAGGUGGAUCCAGUGGAACCAGAGGAAGACGAGACCGGGCCGGAGGUAGUGGGAGAAGCAACAACUCAUCAACCAUCGGCAUCAUCCUUGAAGCAGGUGCCAAAGAAAAAGAAAAAGAGGCUCAACAAGAACGAGAGCUAAGCCUCAGUGUGCGUGUGUGUGUGUGUGUGUGUGUGUGUGUGUGUGUGUGUGUGUGUGUGUGUGUGUGUGUGUGUGUGUGUGUGUGUGUGUGUGUGUGUGUGUGUGUGUGUUUUAUCCACUAACAUCACAGUGUCCACACACAUGGACACGAGGUGGAGCCAGAGGUGCUACAGAAGCAGAAAGAUGAGAUUUAUGCAAACAUGUAACGUGCUGAGUCAGCUGAUGUGGAAUAAAGAGAUCUCACAGC